UCAAAACAACUUUCCGGACUUUCAGAAUGGCGUUUAGUUUCGUAGCAACACAGAGUACAAGCGAUUUGUUUUCGCGCCGUUUGGCUAAGUAGGCAUUAGUUUCCUGUGUUUAUUCAUUCGCAAUCAAUCUAAUCGUCCAAACAAUCAUGAGCGAAGACGAGAGAACGCUGUGGUGUGGAAAUCUGAGCGAAAGUGUUACGGAAGAGUUGCUGUACGAGUUGUUUCUUCAGGCUGGUCCGCUCGAGAAAGUAAAGAUUCCCCGUGAUGGUGAUAGGCGCCAACGAAGUUACGCCUUCAUUACGUUCGCACACGCCUGUAGUGUGGAGUAUGCAUUGAACAUAUUCGAGGGCACAGCGCUACUGCAACGUCCACUUACACUGCACAGAAAAACACGCAACGGACCCAACGCUAGCACUGCUUUAACCCAAACGAAUUUUAAUCAUCCUAUGGGUAGCGGUAGUAGAAGCAAUAACACAGACACACGAUAUUCCAACGAUGCAGCACCAGUGCAUUUCCCACAGCAACAGCCGAUGGAUGGUAAUGCAUUCGCCUCGUCGAAUAUAAAUCUGGACAGUCUAAAUGCAAUGUACGGACAAAAUGACAUAUUGGCUACGAUGUCGAUGGCUCUGAGCAGUUCACCGUUCGUAUUUACACCGGAUCUAUUGGCUCAGCUGGGUCAGCAAAUGCUUGGUGCGGAUCUUCCCCCUUUGAACGAUGCCAACCAGCAGCAGAGUUCGCUGCGUACGAAAAUAACGCACAGUGAUCGAUCGCACCAUCGCGAUCGUCAUCACAAUAAACCGUAUUCGCGAGACGACCGUUACGACUAUAACCAUGAUCGUAAUGAUUCGCAUAAACGCCACCGCUACGACAGCAACAGUGGACGACAUAAUAACGAUCGCGAAAAAGACCAUCAUCGAAGCAAUCGGCGACGCAGAUAGUGGGUUGAACAGUUGCAUUAUGGUACAAACAAACAAAAUCUUUCUUAUUUACUUCAACCAUCUCGAUAGUCGGGACGGUGAUGUUAUAUAUGCAUAUAUGUGAGGACGAUGAAUCACUCAAGUGAACGGAUGAUGGCAGCAGCAUGUUGUAAAUAUUUCGAAUGAUUGUAGUAUUCAAAUUUGAAUCAACUCUCGCCAAACCCCAAUUUAAGGGUUUUGUGUGUGGAUAAUAAAAUUGAAACCAUGGCCGGUGUACGAACCACCCGGUAACAAAAAAAAACAAAUCGUUUCCAU
This is a messenger RNA of Anopheles funestus (African malaria mosquito), 1232 nucleotides long. RefSeq names its product RNA-binding protein 7. Gene Ontology annotation, biological process: regulation of alternative mRNA splicing, via spliceosome. The coding region runs from base 147 to 938 and encodes 263 amino acids. Lineage: Eukaryota; Metazoa; Arthropoda; Insecta; Diptera; Culicidae. The record is from RefSeq and is a predicted model, not a curated record. Gene Ontology annotation, molecular function: single-stranded RNA binding. The transcript is spliced from 2 exons. Gene Ontology annotation, cellular component: nucleus.